GGAGGCUCGCACGUUGCGUUUGACGUGGAGUUGGAUUUUAGGCGACCUUCCUGCUUGCCUUUUCUCUUUUGUCUCUUGCAGGUCCCAUCUUAGAAGCUCCAAAGUAUUUAAAGAUUUUUACUCUGAACGCCUCACAGGAACGAGUACACUGCGCAAGGGAGAUUUGUUUCCUUUGGCACUUGUAACUAUUAUGGCUGGAAGCACAAUUAAGACAGUGUACGAUAUUUUUCAAAACAUGGAGUACGGACCAGCAGCAACUUCCACCCAUGCCACUGCACAGGCCUGGCUCGAUUACCAUUCCCGUUCUCUGGGUCUGUUCAUCGAUGGCAAGUUUGUCCGUCCAGCAGACAGACAGAGUUGCUCCCUGGCUGAUUCUAAAGGUGCUAAUGUGUGCAGCACAGUGUGUGCUGUGGAGGACGACGUUUCCCAGUGUGUCUCCUCUGCUGUAAAUGGCUACGAGGCUUGGAGUGGCCUGACCUGCUACAAGAGGGCCAAAGUGCUGCUCAGGUUGGUGAGCGUCCUCGGGCAGCACGGACAGUGUGUGUCGGAGCUGUGUGAGCUGUGUGGGGUCUCGUGCUCGCCCUCCACCCUCGUCAGACUGCUGCAGUACUACAGCAGCUGGGCUCAACUCAGAGACACUCUCAUCAGCAACCGGACACCACUGGGUGUGGUGGCAGUAGUUGUCUCUGAUGACUGCUCUCUCUAUUCCCUUAUGCUUAAAGUCUUACCAGCACUGGCCAUGGGCAACUCUGUCAUCGUUGUCCCUGGUCGGAGCAGCGCCCCUCCAGCGCUCCUGAUGGCACAGCUUUUUAUGGGAGCAGGACUUCCUGCUGGGGCUCUUAAUGUUUUAACAGGAAGUGACAUGUCACUGGGUGCCAAAGUGGCUCAGAGCUCCAGCGUCAGCUACGUCACCUACAGCGGCAACAAGCAGGACGGGGUGAUGCUGUGUAAAGCCACCGCAGGGAUGGGCGUUCCCGUUUCUGUCUCUGCCUGCGUCGGAGCUACGUGUCCCUUCAUUGUCUUUGAGUCAGCCGACAUCGACAGCGCAGUGGAUGGAGUGAUAGAGACUGCCUUCAAAAAGAGAAAAGAGGUCCACUGGGUGUUGUGCGUGCAGGAGAGUGUGUUGGACAGAGUCGUGGCCCGUCUCAAGCUCCGUAUGGCAGGCAUGAAGUGUGUGGCCCUGCGCAGUGAUGAAGACAGGGCCCUGGUUGAGGCUGCAGUACAGGAAUCUCAGCAGCAGGGGGCCACGUUGAUUCAGUCCUGCACAGCCCCCUCUUCAGGUGCCCAGUACCCUCCCACGGUGCUCUGCAGUGCAGCCCCCUCCUCUCCAUUUGUGGUCAGCGCCUCUCCAGGACCCCUGCUGCCUGUCAUGACCUUCAGGACCAACACGGAAGCAGUGACGCUGGGAAAUCACAGUCCUCAUGGCCAGGCAGCCUCCAUCUGGACUGAAGACCUCACCCUGGCUCUGGAGACAGCUAAGAGUCUGUCGGUUGGCUCGGUGUGGGUGAAUUCCCACUCGGUGUCUGACCCCUGUAUGCCUGUUUCUGGUCACAAAGACAGCGGCACCUGCACUGACGGAGGACAGGAGGGUUUGUACCAGUUUCUACGCUUGCCCUCUUCGUUCUCUCCUCCCCUACCUCGCUCCUCUCCCGUCUCCAUGGACUACUCAACGUUCGGAACAGCAGCAUCCCCAGCUGUUAUUCCUGAUGACUCAGACCCUGCAAGUGCUCCUAAGUCCUACCUGCAGUUUGUCGGUGGUAAGGCGUGUAAAUCAGUGUCUGGCCGCAGUGUAGCUGUGCAGACCCCAGAGGGCGGCAGUGUGUUAGCCUACUGUCCAGAAGGUGGUCGGAAAGACGUCCGUAAUGCCGUGGAGGCUGCUGUCAAAGUCCAGCCCAGUUGGAUGAAGAAGAGUCCAUCUGCUCGUGCUCAGUCACUCUACUCUCUGGCAAAGGGUCUGGAGGCAAAUAGGCGGGACAUAGCUGCAUCAGUCAGUCGUCAGACUGGUGUCUCAGAGGAAGAGGCUGAAAAGGAGUUGGAGCUCAGCAUCACCAGACUCAGCGACUGGGCGGCGUACUGUGACAAAAUCCAAGGAAGUAGUCUGCCUGUACCACAGUCUGGCUCUGCUUUCUCCCUCCCUGAAGCCUUGGGAGUCAUGGGGGUGGUCCUCCCUGACAAGAAUCCCCUCCUCUCUAUAGUAACACUACUUGGGGCAGCCAUCGCCACUGGCAACGCCAUCAUCAUGGUUCCCAGUCAGAAGUAUCCACUACCAGCCUUGGCAUUCAUUCAGGUGCUCCAGUCGUCAGACCUGCCAGCAGGUUUGGUAAAUAUCCUUACAGGAAGCAGAGACCAGCUGACAGUGGCGCUGGCUAAUCACAGUGUCAUUAAGGCCAUCUGGUACUGGGGCAGUGCUGAGGGCUGUCAGUACCUGCAGCACACCUGCACCAGCCCUUUGAAAACCCUGUGCCUGUUCGUGGAGGGGAAAGACGGAGGGAAGGACUGGACUCAGUCCCAUUCCUCAUUCAUGGAAGAGAUGUGGGGAAAUGCCGUCCAGUGGAAGAGUGUCUGGAUUCCUACUGACUAAGAAGACAGAGGCUGGGAUAAAAGAUGAAGAUUGCAAGAAAGAUAGAGGGAGAAAGAGCUGCAGAUAUCUGCUGUUUUAACAUCAGUAUGGAGAGUUUAACUGUGACCUGUAUGGUGUAGAUUCGAAAGGAAGGAUCAAAAAUUAACUGUGACCAUGAAAACUGUAAGAUGUCAGAUGAACAAUGAAGUAGUUGAAUAGUAUUAGAAAACAUGAGAUUAAAUAUACUAACAAAUUUAGAUUUGAGGUUAUGACAGGAGAGCCCAUAGCCCUUCACCACCAAGACCAUGUGUUAGCAGGACUGUUGAUGUGUUAACUUGACAUAGUAAAAUGUAUGCAAUCAUAAACACAAAACCUGCUCACUUUCUACCUCUAUCUUUUGCUAUUAUGUUUCUUUUUUUCCAUUAGUCAUCAUAUCUCUGCUUGAUUUAUUAAGAGUAUUAUGACUCUGGGGCAAGCAUUUAGUUUUCCAGACAGACUUACACAGAGCAGAGCAGAAUAUUAUAUAUACUUGGAAGUGACAGAGUUUCACAGAGACAUGAUAAAAUACUUUCAAUAAAUAUCUCGGUAUAGUAAUUGUUUUUACAAAUGCUUCCCUUUUUUCAGUCUGAAACUUGAAACCUCAUCUGCCUUAGAGUUCUGUCGAUGGCUGAGCAAAAUUCGAUUAGUCUUAAUACGCUAAUGCACUGUACUGUAUGUCGUCAUUACUGUACAAUAAUGCUGCAGCCUUUAGCCAUGCAAGUGGACUACACUUGAUGCAAACAUUCCCAGUGAAAUCUAGUUUGUUUCCAAUUUAAUAAUCCCAAUGUAAAAAAACAAAACAAAACUGUUUCUCAAAACUGUAUGUGUUUCCAGAGAAUGACUGUGGGUCUCACUGUCUUAACGCCAUAAUUAAAAGAUGCUUUAAUGAAUUUGCA
Scatophagus argus is the source of this 3495-nucleotide messenger RNA. It is a transcript of the gene aldh16a1, whose product is annotated as aldehyde dehydrogenase 16 family, member A1. The record is from RefSeq and is a predicted model, not a curated record. Lineage: Eukaryota; Metazoa; Chordata; Actinopteri; Scatophagidae. Gene Ontology annotation, molecular function: oxidoreductase activity, acting on the aldehyde or oxo group of donors, NAD or NADP as acceptor. Bases 191 to 2581 code for a protein of 796 amino acids. The transcript is spliced from 17 exons.